This is a messenger RNA of Setaria italica (foxtail millet), 2190 nucleotides long. Its product is annotated as protein DETOXIFICATION 27. Lineage: Eukaryota; Viridiplantae; Streptophyta; Magnoliopsida; Poales; Poaceae. Gene Ontology annotation, biological process: xenobiotic detoxification by transmembrane export across the plasma membrane. Gene Ontology annotation, molecular function: antiporter activity; xenobiotic transmembrane transporter activity. The transcript is spliced from 8 exons. The record is from RefSeq and is a predicted model, not a curated record. Bases 310 to 1797 code for a protein of 495 amino acids. Gene Ontology annotation, cellular component: membrane.
GCGCAACAACCACGCGUUCCCGAGACGCCCGGGCGCGCGCGGCUCGUCCCUGUCCCUGGUAUACACACCCAUCUUCGCUACCGUCUUUGCUUCCGUCGUCGCUGACGUUGGCUCCGGCGAGGCUGGACUCACCAACACAGCCACGCAACUCCCAACGCCUCCUGUCCUGCCUAUUAAAACCAGGCCGGUCUCUCACGCUCCACUUCGGAGAGAGCCAGACCGACAAGAGUCCUCCUCUAACUGCCUUCACAUCAGAAAGCAUUUGGAGAGGUAGAGAGAUCGAAUAACCAAGAGGCUUGGAUUGAUACGAUGGCCACGGGCGGCAAGCAGAGAGGGGAUGACGAGGAGGAGGCGCGCCGGGUGUCGCUGCUGAACGCCGACGUGAGGAAGGAGGACUGGCAGGUGGCGGCGGCCAGCGACGACAAGCCGCUCGGGCGGAGGGUAUGGGAGGAGUCGGGGAAGCUGUGGGUGAUCGUGGCCCCCGCCAUCUUCAGCCGCGUCGUCACCUACAGCAUGAACGUCAUCACGCAAGCCUUCGCGGGGCACCUCGGCGACCUCGAGCUCGCCGCCAUCUCCAUCGCCAACACCGUCGUCGUCGGCUUCAACUUCGGCCUAAUGCUGGGCAUGGCGAGCGCGCUGGAGACGCUGUGCGGGCAGGCGUUCGGCGCCAAGAAGUUCCACAUGAUGGGGGUGUACAUGCAGCGCUCCUGGAUCGUGCUCCUCCUGUGCGCGGUGCUCCUCCUGCCCAUGUACUUCUUCGCCGAGGACGUGCUCCUCCUGACGGGGCAGUCGCCGGCGCUGUCGGCGAUGGCCGGCCGGGUCUCGGUGUGGUUCAUCCCGCUCCACUUCUCCUUCGCCAUCCUCUUCCCGCUGCAGCGCUUCCUGCAGUGCCAGAUGAAGAACUUCGUAAACGCCGCCGCCUCCGCCGUCGCGCUCGCCGUCCACGUCCUCGUCAGCUGGCUCCUCGUCUCCAGGUUCCAGUUCGGCCUCGUCGGCAUUGCGCUCACGCUCAACUUCUCCUGGUGGGCCACCGCCACCAUGCUCUUCGCCUACGUCUCCUGCGGAGGGUGCCCGGAGACGUGGCACGGGUUCUCGGUCGAGGCGUUCGCCGGCAUGUGGGAGUUCCUCAAGCUCUCCUCCGCGUCGGGCGUCAUGCUCUGCUUGGAGAACUGGUACUACAGGAUCCUCAUCUUGCUGACCGGAAACCUCAAGAACGCGGCUAUUGCAGUCGAUGCGCUCUCCAUCUGCAUGACAAUUAACGGGUGGGAGAUGAUGAUUCCGCUGGCAUUCUUCGCAGGCACCGGAGUGCGUGUGGCGAACGAGCUUGGCGCCGGCAACGGCAAGGGCGCCAGGUUCGCGACCAUCGUGUCGUCGAUCACCUCGCUGGUGAUCGGGCUCUUCUUCUGGGUGCUCAUCAUGGGCCUCCACGACAAGUUCGCCAUCAUCUUCACCUCCAGCUCCGUGGUGCUGGACGCCGUCGACAACCUCUCCGUCCUUCUCGCCUUCACCAUCCUCCUCAACAGCAUACAGCCCGUCCUCUCAGGUGUUGCCGUUGGGUCCGGUUGGCAAUCCAUGGUGGCCUACGUCAACAUCGGCUGCUACUACCUCAUCGGCGUUCCCAUGGGAAUCCUGCUCGGAUGGCUCUUCAACCUUGGCGUGCUGGGAAUCUGGGCGGGCAUGAUUGGGGGAACCGCCGUCCAGACGCUCAUCCUGGCAAUCAUCACGGUCCGCUGCGACUGGGAAAAGGAGGCCAUGAUCGCGAGCACGCGCAUGGACAAACUGUCGCAAGUUCGGUGAUGAUGGCAGGAUCCGGUGUACAAAUAUCCACCCGUAAUUUUGCUCUUCUCUGACAUCGUACGUGUGUGUGUUGGCCUGUCACCAAUUUUUUGCCGAAUGGAAGAACAAGAAGCUAGAAGCAGCUAGUCAAGGGUAACCAUGUAACGGGAUGGAUUGUUGCUGAAUGAAGACAGAGGUUUGCUUGGCUCUGUUGGUUUUGCUUGCUUCACUGAGUUUUGUGAUUAAUCAUCAUCGUCUUCUGAUUAGGCGACAACAUUUCUCGUCUCAUCGUCUGUGGCUCUUUGCACUAGCACAAUGUGCAAGCAUGUCCCAUCCAAAAGGAAAUGUGUACAAGCAUGCUGAAUGGAUUAUUUUCCGUAAAGUGAAAAAAUUACAUCUAAAAUGUUUCUUUCC